UUGUUGUUUCUACCCGUCUGUUAUUGAGCAACGGACCCAACGUUGAAGCUGCAAAAAUCGAAUUCACACAUUUUUGCCUUUUUUACACUUUGAGCAAAAAUCCUGUCCAAGAGAUGGGAGAUCAACCUGUGAGAGUCUUGGCAUGUGGAGACGUCGAAGGCAGAUUGAACGCUCUGUUCAGUCGAGUCCAGGCCAUCCAGAAGAAGACGGGACAGUUCGACCUGUUGCUGUGCGUCGGGGAGUUUUUUGGGACGACGGCGGAGGCUGAAGUCGAGUGGCAACAGUACAAAACGGGAGCGAAGAAAGCUCCCAUCCACACCUACAUCCUCGGAGCGGCGAGCCAGGAGAUGGUGAAGAACUUCCCCAACGCCGACGGCAGCGAGUUGGCUGAAAACAUCACGUAUCUGGGUCGGCGAGGCGUCUUUACGGGCGUCUCCGGGCUGCAGAUCGCGUACGUCAGCGGUCGGGAGGCGCCGCAGGAGCCGGCGCCGUCUCACUGCUUCACGCCCAAAGACCUGUCGGACCUCGUGACGCCGCUCACCAGCAGCUCCAAGUUCAGAGGAGUCGACAUCCUGUUGACGUCGCAGUGGCCCCGGGGAGUUUGGCACUUUGGAAACAACCCGGAAGUGAACACUAAGUUUUGUGGAAGCAGCUCCAUCGCCAACCUCGCAGACAAACUGAAACCACGCUACCACUUUGCCGCACUAGAGGGCGCUCACUAUGAAAGACUCCCAUACAGGAACCACGUCAUCCUCCAGGAAAACGCUCAACACGUCAGUCGCUUCAUCGCCCUCGCAGCCGUCAACAACCCGGCCAAGAAGAAGUAUCUCUACGCCUUCAACAUCGUCCCCAUGAAGACGAUGGAUCCUGCGGAGCUGGUGAAGCAGCCGCAGGACGUGACGGAAAACCCGUACCGACGCCCCAAAGACAAGGCGGACGCGAAGAAGAACGUUCAGGCCUUCGGCGCCGCAGAGGAGGAGGAACCGUCUCAGCAGUUCUUCUUCGACCUGGGCAGUAACCGGGGAGGGGGCGGUCCUCGGGGUCGCGGCAGGAAGAGGCCGUCGGACGGAGACGGGCGAGGACGGGACGAGCGGUUCAAACAGCAGCGCCGACAUCCUCAGCCGACCGGACCCUGCUGGUUCUGUCUGGCCAGUCCUCAGGUGGAGAAACAUCUCGUCAUCAGCAUAGGAAGCCAUUGCUACCUGGCUCUGGCUAAAGGCGGCUUGACCCCGCGCCACAUGCUCAUCCUGCCCAUCGGCCACUACCAGUCGGUGGUGGAGUUGGGCUCGGAGGUGGUGGAGGAGAUGGAGAAGUACAAGUCGGCUCUGAGGAGCUUCUACAAGAGCAGAGGGGAACGAUGUGUCCUGUUCGAGAGGAACUACAGGAGUCAACAUCUGCAGCUGCAGGUGGUGCCGGUGCCGCUGGACCGAUGCACCACCGACGACAUCAAGGAGGCGUUCACGGUCCAGGCUCAGGAGCAACAGAUGGAGCUGAUGGAGAUUCCUCAACACACCGACCUCAAACAGAUCGCUCCUCCAGGAACUCCCUACUUCUACGUGGAGCUGGACUCCGGGGAGAAACUCUUCUAUCGCAUCCAGAAACAUUUUCCUCUGCAGUUCGGACGGGAGGUUCUGGCCAGCGAAGCGUUGCUGAACAUCCCGACUCGAGCCGACUGGAAGGAGUGUAAACAGAGCAGAGAGGAGGAGGAGGAGAGCAGCAAACAGCUGAGGGACGACUUCCAGCCGUUCGACUUCGCCUGGGAGGAGGACUAACAAACACACACACAAACAACCACACAAACACACACACACACACUAACAAACACACACCAACAAACAAACACACACACACAGUUUGUGUGUCCAGUAAACAACGUGAGGUUCAGUUUGAGGACCUCACGUUAACAUCAGGAAUUCUUUCACCAAAGCUAAAUCAGACUUUUUCUGAAGCGACAAAACUAAUAAAUAUGAUAUUUUCCCUACGAAGUGUUUUUCUCUUUAACUGGUAACUGGUGUCAAAUAUACGGCCCGAGGGCCCAAACGUGGCCCAAACGUGGGUCUAACCGGGUCUAACCUGUAGAAUCAAUUUGCAAAG
Molecule: messenger RNA, 2094 nt
Organism: Mugil cephalus (flathead mullet)
Lineage: Eukaryota; Metazoa; Chordata; Actinopteri; Mugiliformes; Mugilidae
Gene: cwf19l1
Product: CWF19 like cell cycle control factor 1
Exons: 14
Coding region: 114-1772 (552 amino acids)
Biological process (GO): mRNA splicing, via spliceosome
Cellular component (GO): post-mRNA release spliceosomal complex
Molecular function (GO): RNA lariat debranching enzyme activator activity
Source: RefSeq, a predicted model, not a curated record